This is a messenger RNA of Rotaria sp. Silwood1, 432 nucleotides long. The record is from the annotation of a GenBank genome assembly. Lineage: Eukaryota; Metazoa; Rotifera; Eurotatoria; Philodinida; Philodinidae.
AUGUCAUCAUCAACAGAUAUUACUCAACAUGUGUCCAGUAUUGUAAAGUUAAAUCGGCUUUUAAUCUUGACAGCUGCUAUUAUUGCUUGCUGUUCGUGUAUUAAUUCAAAAACAACCGAUCACGAUCAAUUACAACAACAUCAAAUUAUUAAUAAUAUUUAUCCAACUGUCUUAUCUCGAUAUGAUUCCGAUUUAGUUGAACGAGCAGCACCGCGUUUUGGCCGUGCUUCAGCUCGACUUGGUCGGGCAUCAUCACGUCUUGAUCGACAUGUUGUUGAUUUGAUAUUUUCACGAUUAAAUCAUGUUGGUCAAUAUUAUAAUGCAGAUGACGAUACAACAAACGAAUAUCCCUACGAUAUUGAAUCUUCGAUACAAGAGAGACGAGCAGCACCACGAUUUGGACGUGCCAUUAAACUUGAUCAACAUCAGUAA